Cyclopterus lumpus (lumpfish) is the source of this 1262-nucleotide messenger RNA. Its product is annotated as glutathione S-transferase A-like. NCBI's taxonomy places the organism in Eukaryota, Metazoa, Chordata, Actinopteri, Perciformes, Cyclopteridae. Bases 418 to 801 code for a protein of 127 amino acids. The record is from RefSeq and is a predicted model, not a curated record. The transcript has 5 exons.
GAUUGAUUGUUUUUGCAGCAGGUGCACGCCCACUUAAAAGUCUUCCAUAUGCUGUGACAGCUGGAGCUAACGUGCACUAUACCCUUUAUGUUUGCAGUACUUGUUCAGUACAGUCACGUUGGCUUGCAGAACCCUAAACACACUUCAUUCUUACUGGGCUGUUCUUGUUGUGUGUUCCAGCUCAGCAGGUUGUUGUAUUUAGCUCCCCGCUGCUGGAGCAUUGAGAACUGUGGGGAUAAUGUUGAUUUGCAUGUAAUUCACCUUUUUUGAAAAAACCUUUUGAUUUUCAAGCUUCCCUCUUUCAAACACGGAGACGUCGUCGUGAACGAGUCCUACGCCGUCUGUUUCUACCUGGAGAGUCAGUUUAAGUCUGAGGGAAAUCAACUGAUCCCAGACAGCCCUGCCGAACAGGCCCUGAUGUACCAACGCAUGUUUGAGGGUCUCUCCUACGAAAAACUCAAUGCAGUUAUCUACUAUGAGUGGUUUGUCCCUGAAGAAGAGAGGCAUGACUCUGCUCUAAAGAGAAACAGGGAAGCUCUGGCCACUGAGCUCAAGCUCUGGGAGGGUUACCUGCAGAAGCUGAGCUCGGGCUCUCACCUGGCAGGACAGUCCUUCUCUCUGGCAGAUGUGACCGUCUUUCCAACUGUUGCUACUCUCUUCAGAUUCGGAUUGUCUGCCGAGCGUUACCCGAAACUGGGAGAGUACCACGCUCUGCUGAAGGAGCGGCCCGGCAUCAAAGCCAGCUGGCCUCCUCACUGGCUGGAGAACCCCGAGGGACAAGACGCACUCAAAGACGUCUGAGGGUCACGGACUUUACAGCCGAGUCUCCCUGUACUGUUUUGGUUUCCAUAAAAAAUGCUUUUGGUCAACAUAGUUCCAGCUCACACGUUGUCAAAUGUGAUAACGCUCUUUUAGUUAUUUCUGCUAAUGAAUAGGAGAAAAAGUGUUCAGAUUACCAGUCCUGAGUGUUCCUGUUGCAGCAACAGAAAUGUGCUUGUUGUCAAACUCGCCUUUUUAAAAAAAAUUUAGUUUGAAGGUUUUUGCCAGUCAUGUUUCUGUCAAAGCUUUGCCAAUAAAUCAGUUGAUAAACACCGGCUGCAUUACACUGCAGCAUGUGAUGUUUGCAGAGGAACAGGCCAACAUUCUAAUUGUGGUGGUGCUGACGAGGCAGUUUUUGUUGCUUAGAUUCAUGUUGUGUGUACUGAACAUGAAUGUAUGUUGUCUAAUACAUAGAAGCUACUAAAACAGCAGUUCAAAUGCGU